AUGAACCGCCUCCGGAUCCGGUCGAUCUACGACCUCCUGGGCGUCGACCCCGCGCUCGACCACAAGCACGUCUACGAGACAUCGUGGCUGCUUCCCCCGCUGGCGCUGGCCUGCCUGCGCGGCCUGAUCGCCCUCUACAUCUUCACCACCAUCUUCACCAUCUGGGGCUGGUACGGCACGCACGGCGAGCGCUACGCGAUCGGCGAGAGCUUCAGCUACUUCACCUGGCUGACCUACUGGGGCAUCGGCUUCUACAUGCUCACCGCCGCCAUCCACACCACCUGCUACGCCUUGGCGGGUCGCUCGGUGCUCUUCGACCGCGGGCCGCGGGCCCUGCGCGCUCUCCACGGCCUCUUCUACACCACCGUCACCACCUAUCCCUUCCUCGUCACCGUCGUCUUCUGGGGGAUCCUCUACUCCCCGCCGUGGUAUACCACCGUCGAGCCUGCUUGGCAGAACAUCUCCCAACACGGCCUCAACUCCCUCUAUGCCCUGCUGGAGAUCCUCCUCGCCACCACUAACCCCCACCCGUUCCUCAGCUUGGCCGUCCUCAUCUUUAUCCUCCUGCUCUACGUCUCGUUGGCCUAUCUCACCUAUCAUACCGAGGGCUUCUACACCUACAGUUUCCUCGACCCCGGCGCCCAUGGCCAGCACAGCGCCAAGGUCACCGGCUACUGCUUCGCCAUCCUCGCAGCGAUUCUAGUGUUCUUUUUCCUGUCGUGGGGCGCCAUCUGGUUGCGGCGCCGGUUGACGCAUGGGAAGGUGAAGCGGUCGGUGCGCGAUUCGGGGAAGGUGGUGGUGGAGGAUGAGCAGCCGGAGGUGGUCGAGGUUUCUAUUUUGCAGGUUUGA
This is a messenger RNA of Aspergillus aculeatus ATCC 16872, 849 nucleotides long. RefSeq lists its product as uncharacterized. Lineage: Eukaryota; Fungi; Ascomycota; Eurotiomycetes; Eurotiales; Aspergillaceae. The record is from RefSeq and is a predicted model, not a curated record. Gene Ontology annotation, cellular component: membrane. The transcript is spliced from 2 exons. Bases 1 to 849 code for a protein of 282 amino acids.